Carassius auratus (goldfish) is the source of this 3431-nucleotide messenger RNA. RefSeq names its product semaphorin-3G-like. Gene Ontology annotation, molecular function: chemorepellent activity; semaphorin receptor binding. Gene Ontology annotation, biological process: negative chemotaxis; semaphorin-plexin signaling pathway; positive regulation of cell migration. The record is from RefSeq and is a predicted model, not a curated record. Gene Ontology annotation, cellular component: plasma membrane. Bases 234 to 2549 code for a protein of 771 amino acids. The transcript is spliced from 16 exons. NCBI's taxonomy places the organism in Eukaryota, Metazoa, Chordata, Actinopteri, Cypriniformes, Cyprinidae.
GAGAGAGAGACGUGCGCACUUGAGCUGGAGCUGUGUGGGAAAAUAUCGCACAGGGGCAGAGGCGAGCGACUCGAGCUUAACCUGAGACCUGAUCUCACCACUCGGGUCCAGCUGUGGAUGUCCAACAUCUUUUGCGUCUGGAGUUCAAGCUUUUUAUAAGGGGACACAGCCCUGAGAGAAGUAUUUAUUUCCGUUAGAGUAAAGAGAGGUUCAUUGAAAGUGGUCCAUUCAUCAUGGAGUUACCGGUUCUGGUUUUAGUGGCGGUGGUCCUGUCUGUUGGCACCAGCACUAAACUGAACGUGCCGCGCCUUCGCCUGUCAUACAAAGAUCUGUUGGCCACAAACCGUACCUCCAUUUUCAGUGGUUUCAAUGGAGAUCUGCACUUGUCGGCUGUGUUUUUGGAUGAAUAUCACGACAGGCUUUUCCUGGGAGGGAAGGAUGUUCUCUAUUCGCUGAGACUGGAUCAUACACAUGAUGCUAAAGAGAUCCACUGGCCUUCAUUGCCUGAGAAUCGUGAGGACUGUAUUCUCAAAGGGAAAGAUCCCGAGAUGGAGUGUGCAAACUUUGUGCGGUUGCUGCAGCCAUUUAACCGCACUCACCUACUGGCCUGUGGAACUGGAGCUUUCCAGCCCGUGUGUGUGUAUGUGAACGUCGGACACCGCGGAGAGCAUGUGUUCAGUUUGGAUCGUACCACAGUAGAGAACGGGAGGGGGAAAUGUCCCCAUGACCCCAAACUACCCUUCGCAAGCACCUUCACAGGUGGAGAGCUGUACACCGGUUUGACUGCAGAUUUUUUGGGGAGAGACUCUGUGAUUUUGAGAGGUUUAGGGACUCGCUCACCCAUGAGAACAGAGAUGGAUCAGAAAACCCUACAUGAGCCAAGGUUUAUUGCGGCCCACCUCAUUCCUGACAGUGCAGACAGAGAUGAUGAUAAAAUUUAUUUCUUCUUCACUGAGAGAGCAACAGAGAGCGCAGAGCGAGACGAUGAAGGAGCCAUACACACACGCAUUGGACGAUUGUGUGCGAAUGAUGUUGGUGGGCAGAGGGUUCUUGUGAAUAAGUGGAGCACAUUUAUUAAAGCCCGACUGGUGUGUUCUGUUCCUGGACCCCAUGGCAUCCAAACACACUUUCACCAGCUUGAGGAUGUGUUUCUGUUAAGGACCAAAGAUGAAACCAAUCCAGAGAUCUACGCAAUAUUCAGCACCAUCAGUAAUGUGUUUCAGGGCUAUGCAGUGUGUGUCUAUAGUAUGGCUGAUAUCCGGGAGGCAUUUAACGGGCCGUUUGCUCAUAAGGAAGGACCUGACUAUCAGUGGGGACCUUACGAAGGACGCGUCCCUUACCCGCGACCAGGAGUGUGCCCCAGUAAGAUCACGGCCCAGCCUGGUCGUGCCUUCCGCAGCACACUGGAGUUUCCAGACGCUGUUCUGCAAUUUGCACGAACACACCCACUAAUGUGGCGCCCGAUUUACCCAUCACAGCGGGAACCACUGCUGCUCCACACCGGUGCCCCAUACAGGCUCACACACAUCACUGUAGACCGCACACAGGCCGAGGACGGAUACUAUGAUGUCAUGUUCAUCGGCACUGAUAUUGGGACUGUGCUAAAGAUUAUCGUACUUGCAAAUGGAAACACUCUUGCAAAUGAGGAGAUCACACUGGAGGAGAUGCAGGUGUUCAAGGUACCCACUCCCAUAACCUCCAUGGACAUAUCUGUGAAAAGGCAAACUCUGUUCGUGGGUUCACAGACAGGUGUUGUCCAGGUGCCUCUGCACCGCUGCAGUAUGUACGGUAAAGCUUGUGCCGAGUGCUGCCUGGCUCGAGAUCCGUACUGCGCCUGGGACGGACACACCUGCACACGCUACCUGCCAAACACAAAAAGGCGUUACCGAAGACAGGACAUCAAACAUGCAAACCCAGCACUGCAGUGCACGGACCAAAACCUCAGCGUGGAGGAUCUAGAUCUGACUGAAGAACGGGUCGUUUAUGGCACUGAGAACAACAGCACCUUCCUGGAGUGCAUCCCUCGAUCGCCACAGGCCACUGUCACAUGGCACAUUCAGAGAGAUGACUACUUAGAGGAGGUGACACUAGAUGAACGUGUCAUUAAGACAGACGAUGGUUUGUUGUUCCGCCGUGUGCUUCGUCAGGAUGAAGGCAUCUAUGUGUGUCGAUCUCGGGAACACGGAUUCACACAAACCCUCUCACGCUUCUGGUUGGACGUCUUACACGCUGACACCCUUUCAGACCUCCUGUCACGUGACGGCAAAUAUAAAGUAUGGUCACCAUGUGCCGCCAACACAGCCUCGGUCAAUCGUGGCCUGGCCAGGGCGUGGUUCAAGGAUGUCUUGCAGCUGAUUGGUCCUUCAAACCUGCCACAGGUGGAGCAGUACUGUGAACGUGUUUGGUGUAAUGAGAAGCUGAGACGCAAGCACAAAAACAUGAUGGACAAAUAUCGGCAAGCGCAAGACUCUGCGCGAAGAGCACGAGUCCAGAAGAGCACGGGAGAAUCUCGAAUCCGCUCUCCACGGGACCUCCACACGCAAGAGUAAAACACAGACCCACAUGAAGCAAAAUGGACUUCCAAUGAAAAGACAUUCUUGAGCGUCCUCUCCAAAAGUUUCUGUGACCAUGGCAGCCGGCCCUCAUCACCUCACAGUAGACCGUGGUUAAUGUUAUACGUCUCACUUAAAAACUCAGCAGCUGCAAAACCUUUUUACUGGAACAAAUGAGGGUAGACAGGAUGGAACUCGUAGACUGGAGCGCUGCCCCUGCUAUAACAGGUGCCAAGAAACAUACAUUAAUUUAAGAUACAUCUGGCUGUGAUACAACUGGGCAUAAUGCUCAGAGACUUUUCCUCAACUGAGAACUACGGCAGCGUUCAACAAAACUCAGCCUGCCAGUACAUGAAGCUGUAAAGAAAUAAAAGUUUGAACUAAUUAGACUAUUUUCUGGUAACUGAAUCAUAGCUUGACGACCGUUGAGACUUCAACAGAACUGACAUUGUUCUUAAUCAGUUUGAAACAAAGCAUCUUGAGCUUUAGAACUUUGCACAGGGUUCGGUUUCUUUUCCUUUCAUUUUUUUUGUGAUGUAAUGUUUUGGAAACACUAUAGUAAGGUCCAAUUUGUUAGUUAAUGCAUAAGCUAACAUGAAAAAUCUGAAUUUUACAACAUUUAUCAAUCUCGGUGUGUGUGUUUUUGUAAUUAUAUACUCUUUUUUUUUUUUUUUUUUUACAUUGUAUAAAUUAACGUUAAUUUAUUAUGAACACAAAUGAUCAAUGAACAGUAGUUAACACUAACCUAAACUUAUAAAUGGUGUAAAAAAUGUUUUGUUAACACUAGUAUAAAGACUAAUUCUCACUAUUAACUAGUUGCUUAUUAGUAUAUUCCUAAUAUAAACAUAUUGGCUGUUUAUUAGUACUAAUAAAACACAU